Molecule: messenger RNA, 1203 nt
Organism: Brugia pahangi
Lineage: Eukaryota; Metazoa; Nematoda; Chromadorea; Rhabditida; Onchocercidae
Source: the annotation of a GenBank genome assembly
AUGAAUGUCUCAUCAAUGGGACACUCUCAUAUAUUAUCAAUUAUAUUAAUUUUAUUGAUUUUUACCUGCAAUCGUUGUACACCUAUUAAAUGGCUAUCACUUCAUACUAUCACAAAUACAUGGACAGAACCAAGACAUUGUCCAAAAAAUCAAAAUUUACGUAAAAAUUAUGGAUUGGUCGCAUAUCAAGCUCGUAUGUGUCGUCGUAUAUCCGAUCUGAUGCCUGUCAUCAUUCGAGCAUCUCAAACGACUGUUUCCAUAUGUCAAAAAGUAUUUGCUGAUCGUCGAUGGAAUUGCUCAUCGAUACUUCGAGCGCCACGAUACAAAUCAGAUCUUACAAAAAUCUUACAGGAGUUAAGUACCAAAGAACAAGCGUACGUGUAUGCUCUCUCGUCUGCAGCACUCACGCAUCACGUAGCUAAAGCUUGUGUUUCAGGCGAUUUACCUUACUGUCCUUGUGGCUUAAAUUCACCAACUGCAUCUGCUGAUGCUUCCUAUAAGUGGAAAGGAUGUAGUGAUAAUGUAUUAUACGGGCAACGAGUAAGCCGUGAAUGGGCAGAUGCGUCAUGGCGUAAAAAAUGGCGUCCAGGUAGCAAUGCAACUACGCCAAAUAGGCGACGUAAUCGGGAGUUACUCGAUGAUUGGGCCUAUAUUAACACGGAUUUCUCGGAGCGCAAAUCGAUCACUGAUCUUCCACCACGUGCGCAAAUGAAUGAACAUAAUAAUGAAGUUGGUCGUCAGGUUACACAAGAAAGUUUGUAUCGUAAAUGCAAAUGUCACGGUGUAUCGAGCAGUUGUAAUGUGAGAACAUGUUGGAAUACUCUACCGGAUGUUCAUGAUAUAGCAUUAAAAUUACAAGAGCGUUAUACAGAAGCAUCACCAUUAUCAGAAUUGUUAACACAAUUUCGAUAUACUACUGAUAAGGCUAUACAUGAUGAAUUAUCACGACAACAUUUGGUUUAUCUUCGAGAUUCACCGGAUUAUUGUGUAGAAGAUAGUAAAACCGGUUCAUAUGGUACAAUGAUGAGAGAAUGCAAUUUAACUUCAUCAGAUUCAAACAGUUGCAAUAGUUUAUGUUGUGGACGUGGAUACUACACAAAACAAAUGCAUAUUGAAGAACAAUGCCAAUGCAAAUAUAUUCAUUGUUGUUAUGUAAAAUGUAAAACAUGCAAAUAUCUAGUUGAUAAGUACUAUUGUAAAUAA